AUGGCUGCCGCCGUUUCCGACGAGAUCAGGCCAACGUCUGGGGCUGUCUCCCCUCGCAUGUCGUCAAGUCCUAGUCUUACUAGACGCGGCCGAUCCGCCUCGACCGGCUAUCGCGGAACUAGCAAGGCAUCUUUAUCCUGCGUUUCUCUUUCUUCAUCAGCAUAUCCUCCGUGUCUCGGCAAUGGCAGCUCAUCUCAACUCUAUGGUGGCUUGAAUGCCCGUCCAAUGACCUCAGCCUCUCCGGGCUCGCCGGUAGGCCAGAAUGGAAACCCUCGAAUUCGCCUCGUCGGGACCGAUUCCCCCAAUGGCUCCCAGUCAAAGACUAUUCCUAUGCCAACCGAUCUGAGGCCAGUAUCCCGAGGAGUGCCGCGGGGAAACGAGGCCAUUGAGGAGAAUGUCGUUGCGCAGUUCCCCCCUCGACAGAGAACAUUGGAUUUUUGGAGGGACAUGCCGGACGAGAUCAAAAUGAGAAUAUUCCGGCACUUGACUCCCAAAGAAAUUGUCCGUGCCUCUUCCGUUUCUAAGGCGUGGCACAAGAUGUGCUUUGAUGGGCAGUUGUGGUCUAGUGUCGACACCACCGAGUACUAUCGUCAGAUUUCUAGUGACAGCCUUGUGAAAAUUAUUACCUCUGGCGGCCCGUUUGUUAAGGAUCUCAAUCUCAGAGGCUGUGUCCAAUUGCAAGAAAAGUGGUCGUCAGAAGGUGAGCGCAUCUCGGACAUGUGUCGGAAUGUCGUCAAUUUCUCCCUCGAAGGGUGUCGCAUUGAUAAGACUGCGAUCCACUACUUUCUCCUACGAAACCCCCGCCUGGAGUAUAUUAACUUGUCGGGGUUGGCCAGUGUCAAGAAUUCCGCCAUGAAGAUCAUUGCGCAGUCGUGUCCCCAACUCGAAACAUUGAAUGUUUCAUGGUGCACCAAUGUCAAUACCUCUGGACUCAAGAGAGUUGUUCAGUCAUGUCCACGGCUGAAAGAUCUCCGGGCCAGUGAAAUCACCGGGUUCAAUGAUGAGGAGUUCGCUCUUGAAUUGUUCGAGCGCAACACUCUGGAACGGCUGAUUAUGAGUCGGACCGAUUUGACAGAUCAAUGUUUACAAGUUAUCAUCCAUGGUGUUGAUCCUGAGAUGGAUGUGCUUGCUGAUCGUCCAAUUGUUCCUCCUAGACGGUUUAAACAUUUGGAUAUUCAUCAAUGCACAGAUUUGACUGAUGAUGGGGUCAAGAGUCUAGCUCACAAUGUCCCAGAUCUUCAAGGCUUGCAAAUUUCCCAAUGCUCACAGCUAAGCGAUGACUCUGUUAUUGCUAUAAUCCGCACUACACCGCUGCUCACCCAUCUCGAUGUUGAAGAUAUCGAUGCGCUCUCAAACAACACGCUCAUUGAGCUAGCAAAUUCCCCGUGCGCUCCACAUCUCGAGCAUCUCAAUGUCAGUUACUGUGAGAGCCUGGGUGACACUGGAAUGCUGCAAGUCAUGAAGAGCUGCCCGUCCUUACGCUCUGUUGAGAUGGAUAACACCCGAAUCUCUGACCUCUCUCUGAUGGAAGCAUGUUUCCGGAUGCGCAAGCGAGGCUACGAUGAGAACCUCCCCCAAGUUGGUCUACGACUAGUUGUCUUCGACUGUGCCAAUGUCACCUGGGCCGGUGUUAAGGAGGUCCUUUCUAACAAUGCUUAUAUCCCACGCUCUCGCAAGCCUUCUCCCGCUGUUAUCACAGUUACCCAAACGGUCGAUCCGGUAACAGGCGGCACUGUGGUUACAUCUUCCACUUCACCGCCACCGCCGCCUCCUGUAUACCCCAAUCAAGUCAUUCAACUCAAGUGCUUCUACGGCUGGCAGAUGACUGUGGACGAACACAUGAAGCGAGUCUUGCGUGGUGAUCUUGCUUCCGCAAACAGGUUGGACCGAAAGUGGGCAGACUACAUGAUGGCCACCGAAGAAGCAGGUGCAGCAGGCGCCGGGGCGAGAAGAAGAAGACGCCGAGCUCGUGAAGCCGAGCGACUCUACAACGCCGAUGACGCUGAUGAUGCCUAUGAUGGUGGAGUCGUCUCGGCUCUUGGGGGCAGACGCAGAAGAGCACAGAGUGGAGGAUGUGCUAUCAUGUGA
Molecule: messenger RNA, 2088 nt
Organism: Aspergillus wentii DTO 134E9
Lineage: Eukaryota; Fungi; Ascomycota; Eurotiomycetes; Eurotiales; Aspergillaceae
Product: F-box domain protein
Exons: 2
Coding region: 1-2088 (695 amino acids)
Biological process (GO): SCF-dependent proteasomal ubiquitin-dependent protein catabolic process
Cellular component (GO): SCF ubiquitin ligase complex
Molecular function (GO): protein binding
Source: RefSeq, a predicted model, not a curated record